This is a messenger RNA of Amoebophrya sp. A25, 2893 nucleotides long. The record is from the annotation of a GenBank genome assembly. Lineage: Eukaryota; Dinophyceae; Syndiniales; Amoebophryaceae.
AUGCAACACGGAGCUCUGCUCUUCAACUGCCCAAUCAAUCAACAAUUUGGCAGUUCUUUUAGUGCGCAGCAAAGUUCAGUCGUGCCUAGUACGGAUGGCAAAAAGCGUACGCGUUUCCGGCAUGGAAUAAUUAGAAAGAACGUGGACGAAGCGAUUCAGCUUUGGUAUUCGGCUAAAGUUCUUUCAUCUGGAGAUGGAGCAGUAGUAGAUCAAAUGGGCGUAGUAGAACAAGGGGUGUCAUCUACUUCUUCAGGUCCAGCAGGAGAUAGGUCUUCAGCCGCGACGACGGUUCAGUCUGUACUACGGGGUCUUAUGAAGCGUCAUAAUGCGCACAUUGCAGGUCGGUCCGAUGCCGCCAGGCCAGCAACUACUCUCAUACCGGGAUUGUUCGCACCGGUUAUGGAAGUGCGUGCUACUGAGCAAGUUGUACGACCAGUAGUUUCGGUUUCCGAGGGUGGAAAAAAUGGCGUUAAAAAUAGGUAUAAGAAUAUGGAGUCUUCUUCUUUUGGAGGUGUAGUUCAAAACUUCUACCAGACAGGUCAAACAACUCAUCUACUGACAUCUUCACUUAACCAAUGGGUUUUCCGAUUCGCAGUGAGCCCGGUCAACGUCGGUCGCUCUUUUGAAGCACAUGCCGUUCGUGCGGCCCUUCUCAACCUUGCACCACGUCAAGUAGCUUCUGGCGGUAGUUGUUGUGGUGCAUCGAAGACGAAGCAAGGAGGACAACAUCAAAUUGUCAAUGAAUUUCUUCGUGGAAAGACAAAGACGAGCACAAGCGAAGAAGCCGUACUUCUUUUCAAAUUUCGCGGCGACUGCGGAGAACCUUCUGGGGACUGGGGUACAAUGCUCGCACUUCUCAGAGCAUCAAUCAAGGACGUUAAACAGCAGCUCACAGCUAUUCUUCAGAGUAUUGAAGAAGAUGGACAUACUCCUGCUGUUGAAGGUGGAAAUGGCGAGGAGAGCGAAGAGUUGGUUGAAGCAGAAAGUAGUUCUUUCCCUUUAGGUUGUGCCUGGAGCAGUGCAAGAACAAGACCAGCAGCAAAAAAUGCUGCAGCAUCUUCAACAGUAACAGAAGGCUUGUUCUGGUCGUACUACGAUACUAACGAAGAUGGUCGCUUAGCCGCACUUGCUGUUUCGUUCAAAACACGUCAAGCAGAGCUGCAUCAAGCACAACUACUUGCUGAAGACCCUCGUCGAGACUUCCAUAGAGAAGAAAAAGGUCCUGAUGGCCUUUUCGCCGCAGAAAAGGAUCCGUUACUCAGGCUCGGUAGGGGUGUGGAGUUGGUGUAUUCCGUUCUAGCUUUUCUUAGAUGGCGAUUGAGCGAUGAAGAAGAUCGAGGUCCUUCAUUAAAAACAGGGUUGCGGGAGGAGCUGCGUGCAGGAGGUGCAGGUCGUGGAUCCCCUGAGUCGUGUGAUAGAACGGCAAGAGGUGGAACAGAAGGAGCACAUGAAGCUGGACUAGAUGCACAAAAGACAGUGCUCGGGGACCUGGUUCAGGACUCUGAGGAGCAAAGGAGACGUGCCCUUUUGGAGAAUGAAAAUCGUAGAAGGGUAGCAGUCUACUUGAAUGCACUCGAUGAAAUUACGCACAACGGUAGCGGGUCCUGUGCUGUCGGCUCGCCUCAUGCUCUUGAAACUACAACACAUGGCGAACAACCACAUCGGGAUGGCGUGUCACACCAGCCUAUAAAAAAGAUUGCUCCUGUUGAUCUCGAUGAUGUUCCUAGCCUCCAGCGCCGUGACCGCGACCUGCUCCAGCAGCAUGCUGACUCCGCCGAAAUGACUACGGAGGAUGAGCAUCAAUCGUUCUGGUGUGUUGAUGAUUAUGCAGUCCUCGUUGAAGAACAAGCACAAGGUGCUGUCAGAUCGGCUUUGAAAGAUGUGUCCUCAAAGCCGGGACGGGACGUUUUUCCAUGGCCGAUGCCUCCUCCAGCUUGCACAGAAAUCCGAUACAUCGAAGCAGGAAAAGCAGAAAAAAUGGUUCUGUAAACUGCUCAAAAAGUUGUUGAAGAUACUACACUACUAGAUGUAAUCGAUGGUUAUCUCGUCACCGUAACACUAACAAUGGACGAAAUCAGCACCACUUCAUUGGUGUACUAUGCUACUCAUAAAGGUAGUAGAAGAUCCGUGCUAUGUCUUACUUUGUGUCUAAUGAUGAAUCUACUCAGUGUCUAACGUUUCGACUCCAAGCACUUUCGAAAUUUGAGACCAUGCUGCAUCUCCAAUCUUCAUUCUAAACUGCAAUUCUUCCCAAAUUCAUGCCAAAGCUCGACAUCUUUUGAGUUUGGAGUUGAAAUUUGGACGAAUCCUCGAAAAAAUGGUUUUUUAUCGCUUGUUUUUGAAAUUGAUUUUCUGUUGAGCCCUUUUCUGUUCAUUUGUUUCAAGAUUAGACCAUGCUCCAAGGCCACACCAAACUUCAAUAGUGCUAUCUAAUGCAAUCACACCAGUCUUCAAUGAUGCAAUCGCACACAUUCUGUCUUAACGCAGCAAACUUCUCCACAUUGUGUGUGAAUACAGCUCAUAAUUGAUAGCCCUUCACCUUUCGUUUACUCUCUUCCCCAUAGUUGCCGUCGAAGGCUUCCUGUCCGAGCUUGGUUGCAUCAUUCACAAUCAUGAAGUUUUCUUCUACAACUGGGCAGCAUGUUGAAGAUGUUAAAACUGACAAAGAUGUCUUGUAUUACACUAGGAUAUGCAUAAUAGCAAGCUCUAUAUUCUACUUGUGAACUACAACGGUCGUGCGACAGAAGCUUCUAUUGCGUUUGCGUGCGACGCAUUAUGUGUUAGCGAACAGAAAGUAGAGCAUGAUGAUGCAUUCGACAAAUUCGAAUGGUCUUCUUAUGUCAUCUAUAAUACUUGGGUCUAGAAGAAGCCUACCCGUGGCCCAGUCUACAAG